AUGUUCUCUGCACAAGAGGCUCACGAAGUCCGUGGCUCUCCUCCGUCCAAGCCCAACAUGCUGGGCGUCGGCGCCGUCAUGAGCAGAGAAACUUUCCUCCCUAGGAAGGCGUCUGCUGAAUUCCUAUCUUCAAUCCCACGAUCUCUACUCCACCCACAAACCCCUCCUGACUCAACCUCAGGCAGUCCAGUUGUCAAACUUGAAGGAUCCUUCUCAUCUGCUUCAAGUACUGUGUCUCGAGAGUGCUCUCCGAUCCCUCGUUUGACUCGCCUCAACUCAUACACCAAUCCUUCCGUCAAAUUGCCUAGCCUCGAGGAGUUCGAUCAAGGUGUAGAAGCCAUCGCACGAUCCUAUGGAUCAACGCGAUCUUGGACCCCUCCUUCUCCUCUCCCCACACUCCGACGUGGCUCUAUUCUGCCUCAACCUCUGCCUUCAAUGCUAGCCUUUUCCAUCCACGAGCCCGCUUAUCCAAACUACGCCAUCAGCAGCGAGUUCUGCCCUUCAAGGAUGGAUGGUUACCCAAGCCCGCCACCUGACAAUGAAGGGAGGCACAUUAAUCAAAAAUACACUACAGAAGAGGGGGAUUUCAUCAUCUACGCUUGGCACGACAGGAAACUCAAGUGGCAGCGUAUCAAGCAAGAUUUUGCGAGCAUGUUUGGCCGCACACCUGAACGGACUGUCCAAGGUCUUCAGGCGUGGUACUACCGCAUGAACCAGCGUAUCCCCCUCUGGGACGAGGAUGGAUGGCUGAUCUUUGACAAUGACGAAGACAUGGAGCCGAAACACAUUAGCAUCAAGUGUCGAGAGAGAGACACGCAGGAUCGGCCAAUGGAGCCCUUGGGGCUUGCCCAACGCUACCCUGAGCGAGCCAUGCACUAUUCUUGGGUUGAUCCCGAAACAAAACGCAAGUGUCGAGACUGGGCUGCCAAACGCGCUCUACAAUUCCGUGAACGCAGAGAGCGACGGAAGAGAAAGGAGCAGAGGCGCCUAAAGAUGUAA
This is a messenger RNA of Trichoderma gamsii, 999 nucleotides long. RefSeq lists its product as hypothetical. The transcript is spliced from 3 exons. NCBI's taxonomy places the organism in Eukaryota, Fungi, Ascomycota, Sordariomycetes, Hypocreales, Hypocreaceae. The record is from RefSeq and is a predicted model, not a curated record. Bases 1 to 999 code for a protein of 332 amino acids.